Messenger RNA from Onychostoma macrolepis, 1121 nucleotides. RefSeq names its product transmembrane protein 220-like. Bases 113 to 616 code for a protein of 167 amino acids. The transcript is spliced from 6 exons. The record is from RefSeq and is a predicted model, not a curated record. NCBI's taxonomy places the organism in Eukaryota, Metazoa, Chordata, Actinopteri, Cypriniformes, Cyprinidae.
GCUUAGCUUUAUCCCGCGGAUCGUCAUAUCCGGAAAACAGUACAGUUAUAAAGUCCAGUGUUUUUCGUUUCAGAGAAAUGUUGAUAAACUCAUUAAAUGCUCAAGAGCCCAAAUGAAGGACAAGAUGAGUGUCUCGUUGUCUCAGAUCAUCUGGAGAGUUUGUAAUUUAUUCAUGUCAGUGUUUUUCUCGCUGGCAACUUACGUGCAGAUAAAUGAUCCGGAUGCUGCUUUGUGGAUGGUUGGUUAUGCUAUUCCAGCUGGAUUGUGUUUUUUGCUUUGCUGUCAACCACAAAUAACAGAGUCAUUAUUAUGGAGGAGAAUGGCUGAUCUGCAUGUGCUUGUAGCUUCAACGUUUGGAGUCAUUCUGGGCUGGAAACUCUAUAAAGAGGGAAUUACAGACAUUUUCCAACAAGAGGAAGGAAGGGAAUGUUGUGGACUCAUGUUGAUGGUUUUCUGGCUGCUGUUGUGUCGACAUUCAGGAAGGAGUUCUGUGGGCUCUGUCAGGGUCUGCACUGCUGUGGGAAUCACAGUGUUUCCCUUCAUCACAUGGAUCUAUUACUACAUGAACACAGAGCUGAGGAAGUACUGGCCUGAACACUGUACAACUGCUCUCUGAUCAGAUAAAACACUCAAGACGCUCUAGAUCAGCACAACAUACAGAUCAACUGAACUUUACUAAAGUGCACUGAUAAUAUGAGACAAUCAGCAGCCAUCGAUCUUGAACAAAAAUAUUUAAUAAUUCAAUUGUAAACACUACACACUGUAGUGCUAUACAAACUUGAUGAUAAUGCUAUUUGUCUUUGUGCUCUCAAUCUCCUGAAUUUAUCUGAAAAUAAAUAACAGUAGGCCUAUAUGUGUCAUAAUGCCUUUAUGUAAAAAAGAAAACAAGUCAUAUCUGCCAUCUGAAGGUUUAAAUUCAGUCUCAGUGUUUCUGAUGGGUCUACGUCUCUGAUUUAUUUAUACUGUUGAGCUUGGCUUACAGCUAAAAUUAGUUUUUAAAUAUCAAAUCAACAUGACAUAUACAAAAUAAAAAUGUUUUAACACAAUAAAACAUGCCCAUUUUCAAAAACAGUGCAAAACUUUUACAUUAACAAUAGCUAAAUAACGUCAUUACACCAAAC